AUGUUGCUGCUCGAUUACCAGAAUGUGCUGAUACAAACGGUGCUCACGGAGCGUUUCUCCGGAGCACCCCCCGUGUCCAUCGACCAGACCGUGUCCGACUUUGACGGCGUCAUCUUCCACAUCUCCACCCCCGACACCAAGACGAAGAUUGUUGUGUCUAUGCAAAUCCGCUGCUACAAGGACCUUGUUCGUUACGGCGCUGAGGAGCUCCUGGCUGAGGAAUAUGGCCCGUAUGUUAUCCCGCCCGAGCCAGGUUAUGACUUUUCCCUCCAGAUCGACCUCGAGAAUCUCCCAGAGGACAAGGAAGCCCGCGAUGCGUUGAUCAUGAAGAUUGCUCUGUUGAAGCGCAAUGCCAUGGCUGCCCCUUUUAAGCAGGCGUACGAGGAGCACUACCACCUGAAGGCCGAGGCCGCCAAGUUCACAUCCGAAGAAGCGCCACAGGGUGUCAAGGAGGGCGGGUCCGUGAAGGCUAUUCAGUACCGUGAGGAGGAGGCGAUCUAUGUCAAGGCCAGUCAUGAUCGCGUCACUGUUAUUUUCAGUACCGUGUUCAGGGAGGAGACGGAUCGCGUGUUUGGAAAGGUGUUCAUCCAGGAGUUUGUGGAUGCCCGCCGGAGAGCUAUUCAGAACGCGCCUCAGGUGCUGUUCAGGAAUGAUCCACCAUUGGAGUUGCAGGGUGUGCCGGGUGUGAAGAAUACCGGCACCGGGGAGAUUGGUUAUGUUACUUUUGUUUUGUUCCCUCGCCACUUGACCCCUCAGCGUAUGAAUGAUGUUAUUUCACAUAUUCAGACCUUCCGCGAUUACUUCCACUACCAUAUCAAGGCCUCCAAGGCUUAUAUCCACACUCGGAUGAGAAGGCGGACGGCAGACUUCCUCCAGGUCCUCCGGAGAGCGAGACCAGAGAACGAAGAAAAGGAGCGCAAGACAGCGAGCGGGAGAACCUUCAAGGCUGGAAACUAG
This is a messenger RNA of Podospora anserina S mat+, 957 nucleotides long. RefSeq lists its product as uncharacterized. Gene Ontology annotation, biological process: actin filament polymerization; Arp2/3 complex-mediated actin nucleation. The record is from RefSeq and is a predicted model, not a curated record. Gene Ontology annotation, cellular component: actin cytoskeleton; Arp2/3 protein complex. Bases 1 to 957 code for a protein of 318 amino acids. Gene Ontology annotation, molecular function: structural constituent of cytoskeleton; actin filament binding. The transcript is spliced from 4 exons. NCBI's taxonomy places the organism in Eukaryota, Fungi, Ascomycota, Sordariomycetes, Sordariales, Podosporaceae.